Messenger RNA from Vidua chalybeata, 1074 nucleotides. Its product is annotated as basic proline-rich protein-like. The transcript is spliced from 3 exons. The record is from RefSeq and is a predicted model, not a curated record. Bases 1 to 1074 code for a protein of 357 amino acids. NCBI's taxonomy places the organism in Eukaryota, Metazoa, Chordata, Aves, Passeriformes, Viduidae.
AUGUUCAGCCGGGUGUCAGACAGGCAAUUAAAGCCUCGUGUGGUCACUGCUCCGGGAGAGCUCCCGUCCCCUCCCUACCCCCGGCACCGCCUGGGGCCGGCCCCUCUCGGCGGCGCCGCGUUCCCCGCCCGGGAUGCAGCGGGCUGGGGCUGUGCGAGGCUGCAAACGGAGCCGGGGAACCGGAGCGGGGAAACCCCGGCGCUUUUCCCUGCGGGGCUCCGUGCCGGGCGCGGCCCCUCCCGGCCGCGGGUUCCGCCGCGGCUGGAGCUGCCCCCUGCACCGGGAGCGGAGCUCCGCUGCCUCCGCCCGCACCUGCGGGAGCGGGACGGGCACCGGGGCCGCGGCGGGCCUGCGGAGGGCGCUGCGCGGCCGCGGAAGGGCGCGGGCGGCGGCCCCCGGGCGCUGCCGUCGGUGCGGCCGUCGGGCGGGAGCCGAGCCCCGCCGGCCGAACGCCCCCGGCCCGGCCCCAGCCCCGGCCGCCCGCGGGGCCCCGCGGCCCGUGUGAACGGGCCCCCCCGCCGGGCCGGCGGAGAAAGGCGCCAUUGUGCGGCCCUUCCUCCCGCUCCUCCCGGCGCUGGCAGCUCCCGCGGCGCGGGGUCCGCGCCCCACCCGCCCGAGCAGAAAAAGGAGGUUAAUGAGGACACGGUUUCAAAAAGCCAUGAAGCCCCCUCCCCACCCCCGCCUGGGCGCGUUCGCACACAAAGGCCGGGCUCGACGGGCAGGGGCCGCCGCGGCCCGACCCGCGCCCCCGCCCGCCCCGUCGGCAGGGCGGAGCGCCGGGGCCCCGGCCCGGUACCGGGCGGCAGCGUAGCGGCGGCCCCGGUGCCGUUCCUCGGACCGGAGCCGCUCACGGCGGCCGCCGCCGCCCGCUCAGGGCACCGCGGGACCCCCGGGGGGGCGCCCAGAGCCCAGGCGACAUCUGCGGCCGGGGAGCCUCCGCCUGCCCCCCAGCCCCGGCGGGUCCCGGCUCCAGCCCCCCACGGGCGCGGCUGUCCCCCGGCAGGGAAGGGGCUGCAGGGCCACCCGCGCCGUCGGGGCCCCAGCGCACCCCACGGUACUCCCAGGAGCAACUGA